GACAGGGCUUAGCUCCUUUAAGAACAGUUUUUUGGUCAUGCUCCAAGCUAGGCUCCUAAAGGUUUCACAUUAGGGUGAAGCCUCGUCACCUCAGACGAGCUGUCUAGCAGCAGUACCCCCUCGGGGUGACUAGAUGUGCUGGGGGGGAGAAGGGAGAGACAUAGCAAUAGAAAAGUGCGGGAAAGAGGGGGAGAGAAGCAGCAGCCCUACACGUGUGGGGAGAAGCAGGAAAAGGCGUCUAGCCCUGGAAAAGGAGGAGGCAAAAAGCCUCCGAAGGUGCAGUGGGGAAGGGGAGGGACACAGCCCUGGAAGUAUUGAGGGUGGGGGGAAUAGGGGUCGGUCUCUGCAACACAGCUCCCUCCGAUGCCCCCAUCACACGCACUGUAUAUUUUCUGGCUGACCACUGGGGGCGGGGAGGGGGAUUACAGUUGUAGUCUCCUUCCCUCCCCCUUUACGGGGUUUGCUCCUGAGCCCUUCUUUGCUCUGGCCCCCAGAGCCAGGAGGCAGCGCUGAGGGGGCGGAGGAAAAGCUACAGCGGUUGAUAAGGGCGGGCAGUUCAAAUCCAAGCGAGGGAAACCAACAGCAGCCGCAUGCGAGGAACUGGUGCUGGCUAGAGGCGGCGGCUCCUCACCAGGGCAACGCGCUGGGGCUGGGGGCGAGAGACGCUCGGCGCUGCCGCGGCAAGAGGCAGGGAGCAGCGCCCCGCGGGGCAGCAGGGUCGGUGCCCCUCACUGCUCCCAGUCCGGCCUGUAGCAUGUUGUUAACUUCAGUCCCCAUCGCUCAGCCCCAUUGACCCCCUCGGAGAAGGAGGGGGACCCCAUUAUUGUGGGGCAGAGAUUUCCCUUUGCCCAGUGAAUUGCAGGAGAAGGAUGCGGGGGUGAAGCUCCUGCCUUCCUGGAGCCCAUCAUUCAAGUUUUGCUCCUGCCUUUGCCUUACUCUGGAACGCUGUCCCCCAGUCAAGUAACACGGCUGGUGUUCGCAUCAGAGAGCGCUUCGCCAGCCCAGGAUCUCACAUUGCUUCACAAAGCUGGAAUCAGAGAAAUUCCAAGUGAAAGAUGUCAGAAAGUCGCUCAGUGCUGUCUAUUCUUAAAAGAGGCAGGUUGACUUCUCCCAGCAACAAUGUGAAAUACUCCAGCUUUAGAGACUCUUGUUCCACCUCCAUAUUUCAUGAUCGUGGAUACAGUGUAUCAUUAAAAGAUCCUAGCUUUGAUCAUACUGAUGCAGAACAUAAAGAUGAACUGAGCACAAGACGUCUAUCGUUACUACAUGAUUAUUCUGAACAUUCAUACCCUAAUUUAGUAAUUCCAGUGUUUUCUCCCAUUGAAAAUGAAAAUAAUUCUAUCUCCUUAUCUGAAAGAAAAGAGGCAAAUGUAGCUACAGAUUUUUUGGAAACUCCUAAAGUAAGUAAAAAAGACUCAUCACUGCGUAGGAGACUGCUUCUGUCUAAAACUGCUUUGGGAGGCACUGUAGGAUGCUUGGAAAGGCAAGUCAAUUCUUCAGAUUGCAGUAGGAAAAAAACAUUAUCUUGUGUUCUCAGUUUUGAAGAAAGACUUUCAAAAAGUUCUUCGUAUUCUCCAAGAGAUAAUACUUACAAACCUCUAGCUACUAGCACUUUAAAAACUGAGGAGUCUAGUCCUGCUUGCCAAAAAUUGAGGCUUGCCUUUUCACAGCAAAGGACUUCUACAGUAGAUGAUUCCAAAUGUAAAAACAACUUCUUGUCAGAACCUGAAUGUUUAUCUCCAAUUCACCAUAAUACUUCUAAGGACACUAUUAUUGACAAGACUCCUAAUGAGCUUAGUGAUAGUUCCCUCACAAGCAUUAAUGAUGAAAGCACCUCUCUGGAAUUGCUUAGAACCCCUACAUGUUGUAUGUUGUCUGAGACGAAUGAGGAUAAAUUUCUGACUCCAGUCAGCAACCUAACAGCAGAUUUUAACUUCUAUUUACUUGACAUAAAUACUCCCCCUACUCAUGUGGUAAGUGACUUGGAGCUUUCAGUGCCUGAAGACAGUGGGUUUAAUUCCCUUGGCUUAGAUAAAUCAGAAGAUUCCUCUUCAGAUCAUGAGGGAUCUUUCCAAGAACUCCUUCAAAAACAGAAGGAAGUUUCCAAACUUCUGGAUGCUAAAAGAAAGUCAAGAAAACUAGACCGAGUGAGGAGGUUAUCCACCCUUCGGGAACGGGGUUCGCAGUCUGAGACAGAGGAAGACUAUGAUAUUACACUAAUUAAUUCAGAAUAUAAAUUAAAAAUAGCAAGAGACUCUGCCAGUGAAGACAGUGGAUUGGUUUUUAAAGAGGAGAAUAGUGGAGAUUUGGUUCUAAAUCUUGGAGAUUUAUCAAGAACACCUGCUUUACAAGUAGUCCGUGAAAUCUUCUUGCGAAGCAAAAGAAAAAGACCAGAGCAAAAUGGACUCUUGGAGAACACUGAGAGAGCUGAAAUGUCUGUAUUAGAAUAUAUUCUUGCUGGACUCAUAGGCAAGAAAAUGGGCCUUGAAAAAUUAGAUAUUUUAACAGAAUUAAAAUACAGAGAUUUAAAGCAUAUCCUUGCUAUAGUUCUAGGUGCUUUGACUGUGGAAAGCCUAUGCAGUAUUUGGAAAGUAAGCAAGAACUGGCGUGAAAUUGUUAUACAAGACAAAAAUGCAUAUCUCAGGAGAAAGCUGUACAUCAAACAGCUGAAGGCGGAAGCUGGGGGAUGUCUCUUGCAUGUUGAAGAUGCUGCCACAAGACUUAAUAUUCUAAGUAGAUCUGCUCUAAGACCUGUUCAAGCUCAAGCUAAAACUGCUGUGUUACAAACACCACCUUAUUGCAAUGAGCUUUUAACACCUACAGGAUGCAGUUCUGUUCCCCAGUCAACUAGUAAACAGGAAGAGUACCUUAAGAUUGCCAAAACCCUUUUUAUUGAUGAAGCUUUAAAACCUUGUCCAAGAUGUCAGUGCCCAGCUAAGUAUCAGCCCUUAAAGAAAAGGGGACUAUGUAGCCGACAAGCCUGUGCGUUUGACUUUUGUAUUUUGUGUUUGUGCACCUUCCACGGGUCAAAAGAAUGCAGUAGUGCAUCUGCAAAGCAGCGAAAUAAAAAAGAUGCUCUUCCAGGAAGUGCCCAAAGCAAGAGAAAUUUAAAAAGACUCUAAAGUUAUAAGGAACAUAGGUUUCCCUACUCUCUCUCAAUUUCUGAUCUUGUCUGUCUUUUUAUUAAUUAUGCAUAUUUUGAAAGUAAUAUUGUCAUUUUGUCCAGUAAUUAAGCUGAUGAUUUCUCAUGUACAUAUCUUAAAUUAACGUAGUGUAUUUUUGAUAAGUUUUUGAAAAAAGGGAAAAAAAUUUUAAACUUUUAAUGUCUCGUUUUACCCGUCAUGUAGCCAGACACUUCCAACUUCUUAAUUUUUCAAUAAAGUACUUUCAAUAUAGUCUUCAAUAUCUAUUUUACAACAUCACUUGAAAAUUUAAAGUUGUGAUUCUUGUUUCAAUGGCAAAUUAAAGAGAAUGAAUCAUUAAAACUUCCUUUUCUAUAGGUUUUGUUAUGAGACAUUUUUAAAACUACAGUUUCUAAAAACAUGCUAUGAUGAGGCAUUAGAGAAGCGCUGACUCAGAGGAAAUACUACCACCUCGUCAUUUGACAACGCUGCUAAGAUAGAACAUUAGAUUUUUUUUUUUUUUUUUUUUUUAAAGCCAGAUAGGACCAUUAUGAUUUAGUUUUAUCUCCUGUAUUACACAGGCUGAAGAACCCUACCCAGUAACUUCUGCAUCAAGCCCAUACUUUCUGGUUGAGCACUAUAGCAUAUCUUUUUUUUUUUUUGUCUUUUUUUUUUUUUAAGAAAGAUAUCCAGUCUGGCUUUAAAGAUUUCUGGUGAUGGAGA
This is a messenger RNA of Chelonia mydas (Green sea turtle), 3845 nucleotides long. RefSeq names its product F-box protein 43 (gene FBXO43). The record is from RefSeq and is a predicted model, not a curated record. NCBI's taxonomy places the organism in Eukaryota, Metazoa, Chordata, Testudines, Cheloniidae. Gene Ontology annotation, cellular component: nucleus. Bases 1056 to 3122 code for a protein of 688 amino acids. The transcript is spliced from 6 exons. Gene Ontology annotation, biological process: negative regulation of meiotic nuclear division; regulation of mitotic nuclear division.